AAUAAGGCAGGAUGCCAGUUAGGAAGGGUUAACUGGGCUUGCUGUAAGCAUUUUCCACAAUCCCAUGCCUUUGGGGUAGCUUUUCCUGUCCAAUAUCAGGUUUUGUGUGGUCUCUAUUCUUUGCUCACUGCAGGAGAAGAAAAGGAAUGUGUGGUUUGAAUGACACUAUCUGCUGAUGUGGAAGAACUGAGCAAAACGGCAUCUUGGAAUGAUCCAUUAAUGCAUUGUUAGAGUCCAUUGACAGCCAUUUCUUCUUCAUCAUGAGAAAGCAAUUGCCACUAGCAAUACUCCUAUCGUUUGUGAUGACAAAUGCCAUCAGUCUUGUGGAAAGUACUCAGCAGGAAAGACAGAGAUGUGAUGAGGAUACAGUGUUUACCACAAAAACUAAAUGUGGAGCUUGUUCUGUUAAUUAUAAAAUCCAGUGUCCUGAAGGUUAUAGCAAAAUUACCAAAGGCUCUGGGAGACGCGGCUGCAGAUACCAGUAUGAAAUCAGCUCUUUGUCUCUUUCUUUCAAUGGUUGCCAGCACACCUGUAUGCGAAAGUUUCAGCAGCCACAAUGUUGCGCAGGCUACUGGGGACAAGACUGCCUAGAGUGUCCAGGUGGGCCAUCGUCACCAUGCAGUAACAGAGGACAUUGUUUUCAGGGUAUUUGGGGGAAUGGAACCUGUGCUUGCCAGAAAGCAUUUGCUGGAACUGCCUGUGAAAAGUGUGCAGAAGACAAUGUUUUUGGACCUAAUUGUACUUCAGUAUGCAGCUGCAUUCACGGAAUAUGCAACAAUGGGCUUACUGGUGAUGGACAAUGCCUGUGUCUGUCUGGAUACAAAGGUCUUCAUUGUGAUCAACCAAUACCAGAAUGUGAAGCCUUACAAUGCCCAGAAUAUUCCAGAUGUUCUGUAUCAAGUGUGGACAAAAGCCAACUUGAAUGCAAGUGCCUUCCCAGUUACGAAGGUGAUGGCAAACAGUGUAAACCUAUCAAUCCAUGCUCCAAAAUGGUUUGUGAUCCUCAUGCUGAUUGCUUAUAUCUUGGACCCAAUCGUCAUAACUGUACAUGCCAAUAUGGAUAUGAAGGCGAUGGCCAAGUAUGCGUACCAAUAAAUCCUUGCCAAAAAAACUUUGGUAACUGCCCUAUAGAUUCUACCAUCUGUAAAUAUGAUGGCCCUGGAAAGUCUCAUUGUGAAUGCAAAGAACAUUUCAGGAACUUUGUACCUGGUCGAGGAUGCAGUAUGAAAGAUAUCUGUGCAACCAACAAUCCCUGCCAUAAGAAUGCAGUAUGUACAAUGACUGCACCAGGACAAACCCUGUGCACAUGCCAAAAGGGCUACGUAGGUGAUGGAUUUGUAUGCUAUGGAAACAUCAUGGAUCAAAUUAAAGAGAUGAAUAACGAACCUGGAGGAUAUUGGCAAGGAAGUCUAAUAUCUGCUAUAGAACUUUUUGAAAGUGCCUAUGAAUGGCCAUUGACUAGUUUGGGACCAUUUACAAUUCUUCUUCCAAUAAAUAAGGGGUUCAAUGGAAUCAAUAUUAAAGAACUUCUUUCUGAUAAAGACGGCACACAAUAUUUUGUCAAGCUUCAUAUUUUUGCUGGACAAAUCAGCCUGGAUGAGCAGAAUGUCACAAGAACGGUUUAUACGUUGACAGGCAAGCCAGCAGAUAUAUUCAAGGAUGAAACGGAAAAUACGCUAAGGAUCAGAAUACAGGGAGGUAAGAAGAAAGGUAAAAUCUUACAAGGGAAUAUUGCUGCUUCAAAUGGAAUUAUUCAUAUUAUCGACACAGCCUUGGACAACAUGGAACCUGCUUUUAAAAGUGACAAAGAGAAAUCUGUAAUGGCAAUCCUUCAAGACAAACCAAGAUUCUCCAGAUUUAGAUCCAUGGUAGAGAACACAUUCCUUGGGACAAUGUUGGAUAAACAUUCUGGCCCUAAUACAGUUUUCAUUCCAACCAAUGAUGCUUUGGAAAACUUGAAAGAGAACACUCUGGACUACUUGUCAACAAAUGAAGGUUCACGAAAGCUUCUUGAACUGAUUCAGUACCACAUUGUUUCUCAUACACAGCUGGAGGUUGCCAGCCUAAUCUCUAUAGGACACAUCAAGACUCUGGCUCAACAGUUCAUCUAUUUCAAUUUCACUGAAAAUGGUCAAGUGUUGGUCAAUGGAAAGAAAAUAGAAGAAGCUGACAUUGCUGCAAAAAAUGGCAGGAUUUAUACUCUUUCUGAUGUACUUAUACCUCCUUCAAUAAUUCCAAUUUUGCCACACAGAUGUGAUAAAGAGAUAUCUGAACUUAAGUUGGGAACUUGUGGAAAAUGUACACUCCAUAGAAACCGUUGUCCAGAAAAUUCAUUACCUGUUGCUUUGUUAAGUAGAAAAUGCCUCUACCAGGAUUCAUUCCUGAUGAAAUAUGGGUGUGCUCAGUACUGUAAUGUGACAAAAAAGGAGCCUGAGUGUUGCAAAGGAUUCUUUGGCUCUGAAUGCAAUCAGUGUCCUGGUGGCUUUUUGAACCCAUGCUCUGGAAAUGGCCAGUGCAUGGAUGGGAUGAAAGGAAAUGGCACUUGUAUUUGCAAGAGUGGAUUUGAACGCUCGCAGUGCCAAUUUUGUACAGAUCCCAAUAAAUAUGGACCCCAAUGUAAGAAAGAAUGUAUGUGUGUUCACGGAAAAUGUGACAACCAGAUAGACGGUGAUGGGAGUUGCCUUCCUGGAUCAUGUAAAAGUGGCUAUGCUGGAGAUCUCUGUGAUACACAGGUGAUGCCAUGUGGGCCUUUUUUCCAGCUCUGUGAUGUGCAUGCUGAUUGCAUCUUGAGCAAUGGUACCAUGAGCUGUGUUUGUAAACCUGGCUUUGAAGGAGAUGGAAUAAUUUGCAGUGAAGUUAAUCCUUGUGCUCACAUAAAUCCACAUAGCUGCAGUGCUAAUGCAGAAUGCAUCAAGACUGGUCCUGGAACUCAUGAGUGUGUAUGCCAGCCAGGAUGGACAGGAAAUGGAAGAGAUUGUUCCGAAAUAAACAAUUGCCUGCUGUCGACUUUUGGAGGGUGUCACACUAAUGCUACUUGCCAUUACGUAGGUCCAGGCCAAAAUGAUUGUGAAUGUAAGGAAGGAUUCCGGGGCAAUGGAUAUGAAUGUGAACCAAUAAACUACUGUUUGGAACAAAACUGGAAAUGCCAUCCAUUGGCAGUUUGUCAGCUCACAACUUCUGGAGUCUGGAAAUGUGUGUGUUCAAGGGGAUACGAGGGAGAUGGAAGUAUAUGCUAUGGCAACAUUAUGGAUGAAUUGACUUCUCUGUCAGGCACAGCUGGCUUUAAUGAAUGGUUUAAUACAGCUGCAAUAAGAACUCUGCUGAGAGAUAUGAGUAAUAUAACCAUCCUUGUACCUUCUCACCAAGCUAUUCAAAACUUGGAUCAAUAUACAGCUGCUUUUUGGACAUCCCAAAACAACAUUCUGUUCCUAACCAAGUGUCACAUAUUAAAUGGAAUAUACAGAGUUGAGGAUCUCCAAACCCUGUCACAAUCUAAUGGAUUUGCAAGGACAUUGCAGGACAACUUCCUAACAUUGUCGGAAAGAAACGGGAAUGUUUUAAUUGAUGGAGCUAACAUAAUAUCUGGUGAUAUUGCAGCCACAAAUGGGAUUAUUCAUAUAAUAGAUAAGGUUCUGGCACCUCUCAGAGGACUAAGUGGCUCUUUGCCAAAACUGCUUCCUCGCUUAGAACAGAUGCCAGACUACUCCAUUUUCAGGAACUAUAUCAUUCACUACAACCUGGCAAAUGUAAUAGAAGCCGCUCGUGCGUACUCGGUUUUCGCCCCAAGUAAUAAGGCCAUUGAAAGUUAUCUGAAGGAAAAACAGUCAGCAUCUCUAGAUGAAGAUCAGAUCCGGUAUCAUAUUAUCCUGGGAGAGAAGCUCUUGAAAAAUGACCUGCAUAUUGGGAUGUUCAAGACAACCAUGCUUGGAUUGUCCUUCAGAGUAGGAUUCUUCAGUCAUGAUAAUCAGCUCUACAUAAAUGAGGCACCUAUAAAUUACCCAAAUGUUGCAACAGAUAAAGGAAUAAUCCAUGGACUGGGAAGUGUAAUGGAAAUUGUAAAGAACAGAUGUGAUAUUAAUGAUACUGUGAUUGUAAAUGGAAGGUGUGUACCCUGCUCACAGAUAUCUACCUGCCCUACUGGAAGUAUAAAAAUUCCAGGCAAGAAGGGGAUCUGCUAUUAUGUCUCCGUGUAUGGAAUAGCGAUGCGCGUCGGAUGCCAGUCAAAAUGUACUAAAAGUAGAAUUACCAGAGAAUGUUGUGCAGGCUUUUAUGGUCCACAGUGUGAGUCUUGUCCAGGAUUAUCUGGGAAAAUAUGUUUUGGCAAUGGAUUUUGCUUGGAUGGCAUCAACGGCACUGGGUCUUGCCAGUGUGAAGCAGGAUUCGAUGGAGUGGCCUGUGAGCGAUGUUCUGAAGGCAAAUAUGGCACAAAUUGUGACCAAGACUGUGCCUGCAUCAAUGGGAGAUGCAACAGUGGUAUUAAAGGAGAUGGGACCUGUGAAUGUAAUGUUGGUUGGAGAGGUGUCAAAUGUGACAGCGAAAUCAGAGAUGAUAACUGCAACAAUACCUGCCAUACCAGUGCCAACUGCUUUCUUAAUCCUAUUGGUCCAACAUAUUGCAAGUGUGCAGCUGGGUUUAAAGGCAAUGGUACAUAUUGUUCGGCUAUUAAUGCAUGUGAGAACAACAAUGGGGGUUGCUCUGCCAAAGCAGAAUGUAGACGUACCACUCCAGGAAAACGAGUAUGUGCUUGCAGAACAGGUUACUCUGGCGAUGGAAUUGCCUGCUUUGAAAUUAAUCCCUGCCUGGAGAAGAAUGGAGGAUGCGCUAAAAAUGCAGAGUGCACUCACACUGGUCCCAACAAGGCAGUAUGUAACUGUUUUAAUGGCUAUUCUGGAGAUGGGAAAACAUGCACUUUCAUCAGUCCCUGUACAGUGAAUAAUGGUGGAUGUGGAGAAAAUGCCAUUUGCAAUGAUACUUUAUCCUCAGAAAGGACUUGCAUCUGUAAGCCCAAUUACAUUGGAGAUGGGUUUCUUUGCAGAGGUAGCAUUUCACUGGAACUUUCAAAGGAGUUCAAUACUACUCGGUUUGGUGGGAAGAUAAUGGAUGCUUCACUCAGAGAUAUUACAGGAACAGGCCCCUUCACUGUUUUUGCACCAACAAAUGAAGCUCUUCUAACUGAACUUCAACUCUCCAAUUGGGUUUCCAGAGGUGUGCUGCCCCAGAUUCUGCGUUAUCAUAUUGUAUCAUGUACAGGAUUGCUGUAUAAUGAUCUGACUUCAGAUAAAACUGUCAUCACACUCCAUGGAGAACCACUCAAGAUCACAUUUGCACAGAACACGGUCUUUUUGAAUGGCAAAGCAAAGAUACUGACCAGUGAUAUAAUCACCACAAAUGGAGUAAUCCAUAUCAUAGAUAAGGUCCUGGCUCCACAGAAGACUCAAGAAUUUCCUUUUGAAAAAGGAAAACCAAUAAAGGAAAACCUCAAAACUGUUGCAGCAAACAAUGAACACAUCAUGUUCUACAACCUGAUAGAAAAGUCAGGAUUGAUAAAUCUUAUUAAUGAUCCUCUUCAUCAGCCAGUCACUUUGUUUUGGCCCACGGAUAAAGUAAUCAGGGCUCUGCCAAAGGAACAGCAAGAUGAACUAUUCAAAAUGUCAAACAAAGAGAAACUAUUACAGUACUUAAAAUUCCAUGUUAUUGGGAAUGCUAAGAUUUUAGCUUAUGCCCUCCCAAGCUCAGAUUCACUGAAAACACUUCAAGGUUCAGAUCUUAGUGUGAAAUGUGGUGAUGAUGACACCAAUACUGGUGAAUUGUUCCUUAAUGAAAGGAGAUGCAAGAUAAUACAAAGGCAUCUAGAAUUUGAUGGUGGCAUUGCUUAUGGGAUUGAUUGCAUGUUAACUGAUCCCAUCCUUGGUGGUCGUUGUGACACUUUUAUGACAACUGAAUUUCCGGGAGAUUGUGUCAAUUGUUUCAGGAAUUAUCAGUGUCCUGGUGGAAGUAAAAUAACGGGAGACAAGCAGCAAUGUGAAUAUACCAUCGGUCACAGGACCCUGUCGGGCUGUCGGAAAAGUUGCUCUUUGGCAAUGAGGAUACCACAGUGCUGUAAAGGAUACUUUGGAAAUAAAUGCCAAGCUUGCCCAGGAGGCCCAGAAGCUCCUUGCAAUAACCAUGGAUAUUGUGAUGAAGGUUAUGCUGGUACAGGAGAAUGUGUUUGUAAUGCUGGCUUCAAUGGGACUUCAUGUGAGCUCUGUAUGCCAGGAAGAUAUGGCUUGGAAUGCAGAACAUGCGAUUGUACAGCACAUGGACAGUGUGAUGAAGGGAUUUCUGGAUCAGGACAUUGUUUCUGUGAAACUGGAUGGACUGGACGGCUCUGUGAAACGGAAUUAGCUUCAACCCCAGUAUGCUCACCCAGCUGUUCUGUCAAUGCAGUAUGUAGUGAUGAUGGUACUUGCCAGUGUAAGCCUUAUUAUACUGGGGAUGGACUUACAUGUACAGCUGAGAAGCUUUGUAAAAAAAGCAACGGUGGAUGUCACAAGAAUGCAAAAUGUGUACAAACUGAUGUGAAAGUCAACUGUACAUGUCAGAAAGGAUACCAGGGAGAUGGAUAUACCUGCAUGGCUAUCAAUCCUUGUACUGAUGGAUUCAAUGGGGGAUGUCAUGAACAUGCUCUCUGUACAAUGACAGGGCCAGAUAAGCGUAAAUGUGAAUGUAAAGAAAACUACAUUGGGGAUGGAAUUGAUUGUGAAGUAAGUCAACUGCCAAUAGACCGGUGUUUACAGAACAAUGGACAGUGCCAUGCAGAUGCUAAAUGUACCGACCUCCAUUUCCAGGAUGCUACAGUUGGUGUUUUUCACAUACGCUCUGCAAAGGGGCAAUAUAAAUUGACUUUUGCUGACGCAAAUAAGACUUGUGAAGAUGAAAGUGCUACCGUAGCUACCUACACUCAGCUCUUAUAUGCUCAGAAGGCCAAAUAUCAUCUGUGUGCUGCUGGUUGGCUGGCUAAUGGAAGAGUCGCAUAUCCAACAGCUUUCUCUGCCCCAAAAUGUGGUGGAGGAGUUGUUGGCAUUAUUGAUUAUGGCAUCAGAGUCAACAUGACUGAAACCUGGGAUGUUUUCUGUUACAGAGUCAAAGAUGUCAAUUGCACUUGUAAGACUGGUUAUGUGGGAGAUGGAUUUACAUGCAGUGGAAACUUGCUUCAAGUCCUCUUUACUUUCCCAACAUUUGCAAACUUUCGCUCAAAGAUUUUCACUUAUUCAAAUACCUCAAGGAAAGGCCAAGAGUUCAUGAAAUACCUCACAAAUCUCUCCAUUAAAGCAACCUUGUUUGUACCAAACAAUGAUGGCUUGAGGAAGAAUGAGACACUCUCUGGAAGAGACAUUGAAUAUCAUCUAACCAAGAACAGCACAUAUUAUGAAGAUAUGGUCAAUGGAACAACUCUCCAAAGCAGAAUAGGGGAAAGCCUGUUAAUUACGCACCAAGAAGAAAACCAGGAGCAGAUUUCACUCACUAAAAAGAUGACUACCAAGUAUGUAAAUGGUAAAGCUAUCCGUGAGUGGGACAUUAUUGCCUCCAAUGGGGUCAUCCAUGUUAUUGAAGCAUCACUAAAGGCACCUCCUGCAAGCUAUGCUUCUCUACAUCCUGGAGCUGGUACAGGAAUAUUCUUUGCAAUCAUUCUGGUCAUCGGAAUCAUUGCUUUCGUUGGAUAUUCAUACUUCAGAUUUAAGAAUAGAACCAUUCAAUUCCAGCUUUUCAGGGAAAAAGAUGAUAUUGAUGUAACUACACUGGACAAAGCACCAUCAACCAACAUCUCUAAUCCCAAUUAUGAAAGCUCAUCAGCUCCUCCACCAGAUCCUCCUUAUGAUCCAUUUUUGGUUUCCGAUGAGCAGCAGUUGGUGAGCAGUGAUUCCCACAAUGAUUUCUAAUAAUUAUUUCUUCUUCACCGGAGAAAUAGUUUUCCUACUGGAUAAUGAAGAUACAAGGCAACACAUCUGGUUCAGGGAAGGGCCACUGAAGAACAUAAUUCCUAAGAAAACUGAAUGUUGUUUAAUUUCUUUAGGAAGUAAUUCUGUCAUUUUAGUUAGGCAGAUCCUAAUAUCACUCUUUUCGUUUUUGCUCUCUUCCAUGUAUUCCAGAAAUAAUUAAUAUUACAAAAUAGCACUUCAUUUUGUAAAAGACUGAGGUAUAGCUAUGCUGUUUGGGUUGCUACGAACAUGUCAUUAAAGGAAUGUUGAUAUUC
This is a messenger RNA of Ahaetulla prasina, 8233 nucleotides long. It is a transcript of the gene STAB2, whose product is annotated as stabilin 2. Gene Ontology annotation, biological process: cell adhesion. Gene Ontology annotation, molecular function: hyaluronic acid binding; calcium ion binding. NCBI's taxonomy places the organism in Eukaryota, Metazoa, Chordata, Lepidosauria, Squamata, Colubridae. The coding region runs from base 261 to 7919 and encodes 2552 amino acids. The record is from RefSeq and is a predicted model, not a curated record. The transcript is spliced from 69 exons.